Messenger RNA from Closterium sp. NIES-65, 2580 nucleotides. The record is from the annotation of a GenBank genome assembly. NCBI's taxonomy places the organism in Eukaryota, Viridiplantae, Streptophyta, Zygnematophyceae, Desmidiales, Closteriaceae.
AUGGGGAGAGAGUAUAGUCGCUCGGCGAAAGAGCAUCGGCACGUUCCUAGCCGUUCGAUGGACGUCACGGGGAUCUACGCGAAUAUUCUAGAGGACGAACGUUCGCGGAAGCCCCCCGUGUCCCCACGAUCCCCGCGUGGCGGCUUCCGCUCGGCGGCGUCUGCCGCCCAACGCGGGGAUAGGGGCCGGUUCGCCCCGCCCUCCCCCAAAACUUCCCCCAGAAGCCCCCGCAGCCCUCGUUUCCGCCCGUCCGCCCCUUCCGCCGCUUCCGCUGGCGACAGGCGGCAGCCUCUUGCGACGCCAUGCGACAGCGAGCGUGAGACGGUCGACUCGGACGAGGAAUUUGUUCAAAUGCUGCGCGACGUCGCAGCCACUCAAAACGGCGCAGCAGCAGCAGCAGCUGCUGCUGCUGCAUCUGCUGCUGCUGCUGCUCCUGUUGCUGCUGCAGUAUUAGAGCGUGGCGUAGCAUCUCUUCCCUCCGUCGAUUCGGACGAAGAUUUUCUGGAAGCGCUUUGCAGAGCGGCAGCAGUGCAGCGGCGCGGUUCGCCUCUGGUGCCUUCCUUGAGUCGUUUGGCGGCAGCUGAUGGAGGGGUAGCUAGCCGCCCAAAUCCGGGGCUAGAUUGCCGCCCAGAUGCGGGAGUUGUUUGCCGCCCGGAUGUGGGGUUAGAUUGCCGCCCAGAUUCGGGGGUAGACUGCCGCCCGUCUGUGGAUUCGGACGAGGAUUUCCUGGAAGCGCUUUUCAAUGCCGGCUCCUCCUCCGCCUCCAUCGCCGCCGCUCCCGCCGCCGCUCCCACCACCGCUGGCGGCGUGACGACGCAGCAGCAGCGCGUCGGUCCUUCGCGCUUGGCCGUGAUAUUGUCGCAGCAGACGCAGCAGCAGCAGCAGCAGCAGCAGCAGUCACCGCAGCAGGCGCAGCAGCAGCAGAAGCAGUCACAGGGUUCGCAGGCGGGUCAAAAAGCGCAGGAUACGCAAAGAACGCAGGAGGCGCAGCGGGUAAAGCAGUCUCUAGACGUGUUGGCGCGACUCAAGGCGGACUCGCGCCCCUCAGUCGACUCAGACGACGAUUUCGUGGAGGUGUUUGGGCAGACUGUGUGGGAGCGGCAGGAGGGAGCGGGGGCGUUGACUAGAGUCAACGGCGAGUCGGACAGGCACGGGCACAGGACGGAGGCGAGUGCGUUGACUAGGGUCAACGAUGAGUUGGAUAUUGACGGGCACAGGACGGAGGCGGAUUGGAUAAAAGCGGAGGCGGAUAGGCACAGGGCGGAGGCGGCAAGGGCGGCGGCACAGUUGCAGCGGCUGCUGGAGGGGUCGCAGCAGCGGCGGCAGGAGGAGGCGAGCGCGUUGACCAGGGUCAACGACGAGGCGGAUAGGAUAUUAGCGGAGGCGGAUAGGCACAGGGCGGAGGCGGCAAGGGCGGCGGCGCAACUACAGCGGCUACUGGAGGGGUCGCAGCAGCGGCGGCGGUUCUCCGCGCUGCACCACCGGUCGCUUUCCUCUCUAGUCAACGGGGUCAACGCGGAAAGCGGGGUCAACGCUGUCAACAAGGGAAGCGGAGUCGAUUUGGUUAGUGGGUUGUGUGAGGCAGAGGUAGAUGGGGCAGCUGAGCUGCAGCAGAGGUCCCUCUCGUUGCACCAUAGCAGCACCAUAUCCUCCCCCCACGCCACUGCCCCCUGCGCUGCCCCCUCCUCUCCCCGCGCCGCUGGCCCCUACGCUGCCCCCUCCUCCCCCCGCGCCAAUGCCCGCCGCGCUGCCCCCUCUUCCCCCCGCGGAGCUGCAUUCGCCCCCACUGCUGCCCCCUCUUCCCCCCGCAGAUCUGCAUUUCCUCCUGCCGCUGCCCCCCUUUCCCCUCGCGGAAGCGCUCACCACCAGUCGCCGCCCGCAUUUUCAAACUUUGAGGCUCCUCAAAAGUCGCCGCCCGCAUUUUCAGGCACACGUCAUGCUUUCUCUGAUGCAAGCCGUGCCGCUGCUGCUGCUCCUGCUGCUCCUCCUCCCGCUCCUGCUGCUGCUGCUCCUUCUGCUCCUCCUCCUCGUCGUCCUCCUCCUUCAUACGCGCUACAAGCCCACCCGCCUGCGUCAGUAGACCCGUCAGCCUUAUCAUCAGCCACGUUUCGAUUCCCUCGGGAUCUUACUUUCACAGUAAGCCCUCAGGUGUCCCCUCAGGUGUCUCCUCAGGUGUCUCCUCAGGUGUCUGCUCAAACGUCCCCCCAGGAGUCCCCUCAGGUGUCCCCUCCUCGGGUGCCCCGCUCACAGUCCACAAUACAUCGGCCAAACGUCUCCCAGGAGUCCCAGAUCCUCGUUAUAAGCUCAAACGGGGAGUAUCAGAUAAGAUCGCUCAACUCGAAACCCCACGCACUCUCACUCACUCUCUUCACCUCCUUCCCUCUUUCUUCUCAACCCCCACCUUCUGACCCACCACUCCUCUCCCUCUGUCUCUCAACUCUCCUCCCACUCACCAGCACUCGUCCCAUCCCUUCACUUAAAGGGGGAUACCUCACCCCAAAAGAAUUCCCCCACCCAUCUGUCUCCCCCCAAGCCUUCUCCCAAUCCUCUCUCUCCCCCCAAGCCUGCUUCCAAGCCUAA